AUGCACUGGUUACUACUACUAUUUUUCCCAUUAUCCUGCCAAGGAUUGCCCGAGCGCGAGUUGGAGCUGGAGCUGGAGCUGGAUUAUGGUCUGGCGGAACCGCAGCGCACUUCGCUGCUGCAGAGCAGUCUCAUAUUGCAAUUCUCGCAGAGCUACAAGCACAUCCCCAGGAUAACGUACUUCACGUGCCAGAAGCCACAACGCCAGACCCCAAACCAAAUCCCCCAUGCUGCAGAAGUUCGUGACGCCUUCGCGGCGAAGAAUUUUCAGCUGAUUAAGAGUCUCUACGACAGCGAGCUCUUUGUGCGGAUUGUCCUUCUCGAUGUCCUGGCCCAGCCAACUCCAUCGAGUGGGCGCCCCAACCGACCGGGCAGCGGACCAACCGGAGGCUUCAGCCAGGCGCCCAGCCAGGCGCAGACCAAUUCCGAGUGGCUGGAGGGCGUCCUGCGGAUGGAAGCCCUCAGGCAAAUUGCGGUCGUGGAUCUGGCAUGCGGCGCUCUCAGUCGACGAUUUCUCGAACUGGCUUCCGCCAAGAUGCUCUAUAGCGAGAAGUUUCACUGGCUAUUGAUGGAGGAUUUCGCCUGGCAUGGAAGGAUGCAGACAGCCGAGGCAUCGGCGAGACGAGAGGAGGGGCAGCUGGAGGAGGAAGCGCCGGGGCAGCAACUGCAGGCGACCAGCGAUGAGGACCUGCCCUCCAUCGAGAGCUUCUUGGGGGGCAUGAACCUGUACAUGAACACCGAACUCACUCUGGCCAAGCGAAUGUCCGAGGCAGCCCACUACACUCUGUUCGAUGUUUGGAACCCCGGACUCAACUACGGCGGACAUGUCAAUCUGACCGAAAUUGGCAGCUUCACGCCGUCGGAGGGAAUCCAGUUGCACACAUGGUUUCGGACCACGUCCACAGUUCGUCGCAGGAUGGACAUGCAGCACGCCAGGGUGCGAUGCAUGGUUGUGGUGACCAACAAGAACAUGACUGGCACCCUAAUGUACUACCUCACGCACACGGUGUCCGCUCACAUCGACACGAUGAACCGCUUCAACUUCAAUCUGCUGAUGGCGGUGCGGGACAUGUUCAACUGGACGUUCGUCCUGUCCAGGACGACUUCGUGGGGAUAUGUGAAGAACGGCAGGUUCGACGGCAUGAUUGGAGCGCUCAUACGCAACGAGACGGAUAUUGGCGGAGCACCGAUAUUCUACUGGCUGGAGCGGCACAAAUGGAUCGAUGUGGCCGGUCGCAGUUGGUCGAGCCGUCCGUGUUUCAUCUUCCGACAUCCCAGGAGCACCCAAAAGGAUCGCAUCGUAUUCCUGCAACCAUUCACCAACGACGUUUGGGUUCUAAUUGUGGGCUGCGGAGUCUUGACGGUAUUCAUUCUUUGGUUCCUCACCACUAUCGAGUGGAAACUGGUGCCACACGAUGGCUCGGCGCUGAUAAAGCCCAAAGGUGGAGCGCCACCAAGGCACCAUUACCAGCACCAGCAUCACCAGCCGCCAGUGGAAGCGCCAGCACGUCCCAUCACAGCCGUUUCGGUGGUGGCCAGUAGGGAAAAAGUUGGGGAAGAACAUGCCACUCCGAUCGAUGCGGAAACCCUUUGGCAACGCUGCUAUCAGAAGCUGAAUAAGUACAUCAAGGAUCGCAAGGCCAGGCAGAAGAAAGCUCCAGAGAGAGUAGGUCUGUUCCUGGAAUCCGUGCUGUUCUUCGUGGGGAUUAUUUGCCAGCAGGGCUUGGGCUUCUCCACAAGUUUUGUUUCGGGUCGCUGCAUUGUAAUCACCAGUUUGCUCUUCUCAUUCUGCAUCUAUCAGUUUUAUUCGGCCAGUAUUGUGGGCACUCUUCUCAUGGAGAAACCCAAGACCAUCAAGACUCUGAGCGACCUGGUGCACAGUUCGCUGAAGGUGGGCAUGGAGGAUAUACUCUACAACAGGGAUUACUUUUUGCACACCAAAGAUCCCGUGUCCAUGGAACUGUAUGCCAAAAAGAUAACCAGUGUGCCCACGACCAAGGAAAACGAAGCCGAUGAAGACGAACCAGUGGAUCCCAAUCCGGCCUCCACGGAUCCUGCCAAAUCCUACCGGGACAUCGUCCACAGCCAUGAGACUGGUGCUCAUGCCAAGGACAAUGCGGCCAGCAAUUGGUUGGAUCCGGAAACGGGUUUACUUAGGGUCAAACAUGAACGGUUCGCCUUCCAUGUGGAUGUGGCUGCGGCUUACAAGAUCAUUGCCGAAACCUUUAGUGAACAGGAUAUUUGCGAUCUGACCGAAGUCAGCAUGUUUCCGCCCCAAAAAACCGUGAGCAUAAUGCAAAAGAAUUCGCCCAUGCGGAAGGUGAUUUCCUAUGGAUUGAGACGUGUCACCGAAACAGGAAUACUCACAUAUCACUUUAAUGUCUGGCACUCGAGGAAGCCGCCCUGUGUGAAGAAAAUUGAGACCUCAGACCUGCAUGUUGACAUGGAUACUGUGAGCUCGGCGCUGUUGAUACUACUCUUCAGCUACGGCAUUACCCUUAUGAUACUGGCCAUCGAGAUUGUAUACUCCAAGUGGCAUAAUCGGAUUCAAUUAAAGUGGGUGGGCGGCUCUUGAAUGUGAUUCAAUAAAAUGCAAACUCAGAGGGUUUGAGCUCUGACACUUGAGCUCAACUGGAAUUAA
This is a messenger RNA of Drosophila erecta, 2640 nucleotides long. RefSeq lists its product as uncharacterized. The record is from RefSeq and is a predicted model, not a curated record. Gene Ontology annotation, molecular function: ligand-gated monoatomic ion channel activity. Gene Ontology annotation, cellular component: membrane. The coding region runs from base 1 to 2574 and encodes 857 amino acids. NCBI's taxonomy places the organism in Eukaryota, Metazoa, Arthropoda, Insecta, Diptera, Drosophilidae. The transcript has 8 exons.